Messenger RNA from Penicillium oxalicum, 405 nucleotides. RefSeq lists its product as uncharacterized. The transcript has a single exon. NCBI's taxonomy places the organism in Eukaryota, Fungi, Ascomycota, Eurotiomycetes, Eurotiales, Aspergillaceae. The record is from RefSeq and is a predicted model, not a curated record. Bases 1 to 405 code for a protein of 134 amino acids.
AUGUCUUCUCAAUACUCUUCCAGCAGUAUACUUGCAAACCCCUCGAGCCAGGGUGUUUGUUCAACCCAACUCGCCAUCCCAAUCUACGCUACCAUCUGGAUUCUAUUCUGGCUGCUGGGCAUGUCGCUCGAAUUCGCAGUCUUUGUUGGCAAAUGCCUGGUCCAGGGUGAGUCGCCAUCUCAAGGGCGUUUGGACGUUACUUUGGAUAUGCCUGUCUUUGCUCUAUUUUGCAUUGCUCUGUGGCUGACAGUCAAACUUUUGGCAUGGUCAAUUGUGUUUUUGUGUUCCCUUUUGUUGAUGGCCAGCGAGGCCAGCGAUGCCGACGAGGAAAAUGCCCGGGCGGCUCGCCAGCGAAGAGAGCAAGUGCUGCGACGGCGAGCCAUGAGGAAGACAUACCAGUACUGA